AUGUCAUUGUAAAAACGGAGGAAACUCCUCUGCAAUCAUUGUGCAACACGGAGCAGCUUUACCAAUAUUACAAGCUGGGCUGUCAAUACAACCCGAAUGCGUUGAUUGUUGCAGGCAGUACCGAAUGCACACGAAAUAGUAUUGUUAUCGGGGUCCAUCCCCCAAUUUAUGAGUAUGAGUACAGAAGAUUAUGACUACUUGUUCAAAAUUGUGCUGAUUGGAAAUGCAGGAGUUGGGAAGACUUGCCUUGUCCGGCGGUUCACACAGGGCCUUUUCCCUCCUGGGCAAGGGGCCACCAUCGGGGUGGACUUCAUGAUCAAAACUGUGGAAAUAAAAGGGGAAAAGGUCAAGCUUCAGAUCUGGGACACAGCGGGGCAGGAGAGGUUCCGGUCCAUUACGCAAAGCUACUACCGCAGUGCCAACGCUCUCAUUCUCACUUACGACAUCACCUGUGAGGAUUCCUUCCGCUGCCUUCCAGAAUGGUUGAGGGAGAUCGAACAAUAUGCGAACAACCAAGUUGUCACCAUCCUAGUCGGAAACAAGAUCGACCUGGCUGAGAAGCGGGAGGUCGGAAGACAGAGAGCGGAGGAGUUCGCCGAGGCCCAGAGCAUGCUGUACUUGGAGACGUCCGCAAAAGAGUCGGACAACGUGGAGAAGCUCUUCCUGGACUUGGCUUGCGAGCUCAUUCGCGAGGCCAAGCAGAACACACUGGACAACAGUGAGAACUCGCCCAUGCCUGGCGAAGGGAAAAGCAUCAGCUAUCUAAGCUGCUGCAGCCUCAACUGAAGGGUGUGUGUGUGUG
This is a messenger RNA of Alosa sapidissima (American shad), 802 nucleotides long. It is a transcript of the gene rab30, whose product is annotated as RAB30, member RAS oncogene family. The record is from RefSeq and is a predicted model, not a curated record. The transcript is spliced from 5 exons. Bases 169 to 786 code for a protein of 205 amino acids. Gene Ontology annotation, molecular function: GTP binding; GTPase activity. Lineage: Eukaryota; Metazoa; Chordata; Actinopteri; Clupeiformes; Clupeidae. Gene Ontology annotation, cellular component: trans-Golgi network. Gene Ontology annotation, biological process: Rab protein signal transduction.